AUGGUAGAGACAAGCCAAGAAAAGGCUGCUCGUGAGCAAAGACUAGCAGUUAGGGCUAAAACUAUCUCAUUGCUUAACCGUGAAGGUACUAUUAACCGAAUUAAGGCAUUAGCUGAGACGGCGGCUCGUGUCCAUGAUAAUUUAGAUCUGUUACCUAAUUUUUUAAUUGCUGCUGGUGAUCUGGAUUCUUUAUGGACAUCCUUUGUGUCACAUAAUCAAGCUGUUUUGGAUGCAUUAUUGGAUUUAGACCUUACAUCUGAGUUUUCUACACAAUUAGAAACCGAGAUCCGUUCUCUAUACAUUAGUGUUGUAACUGUAGUUGAACAACACACACCUAAAAGUGAAACUGUGUCACUGGACGGUAGUGCCAAUGGGUCCAGACAUAAUGUGCCUGGUAGCACCUCAGUAUCCCGUCUACCAGAAAUACCGUUACCCUCUUUCAGUGGUGAUUUGAUCGAAUGGCCUGUUUUUCGCGAUAGGUUUCUUGCUAGAGUGGGUCACAUUCCUAACCUGCCAAAUAUUGACCGGUUUUAUUAUCUCCUUGGCUGUCUUAAGGGCGAUGCUCUUUAUACUAUUAAAAAUAUUGCGGUUACGGAAAAUACUUAUAACCUAGCUUGGUCCACAUUAUUUGAACGGUAUGAUAAACCUAGACAAUUAGCGUCACUUAUUGUGGACAAACUUAUUGCAGUCCAGUCUCAGUCUCAGGAGUCAUUGGAUGGACUGAAGCAAUUUCUGAUCCUGUUCUCCGAUCAAGUCGCCAUGUUAAAAUCGUUGAAUAUUCCUGAUUUGGGGGAGUUCAUCCUGUUCGCCUUGUCUGUUCGUGGCCUAUCGCUGUCAACGCGCAAAGGUUUUGAGGCUGCUAAUUCUUGUGAAUUUCCACUGGUUUCGGAUUUGGUCACCUAUGUCAAGUCACGUGUUGCAGUCUUAGAAACUGUCACACAAUCGAGUAACGCGCGAAGUUACAACCAACCUCCGGAUAAAACCAAACCAACUCAUCGACUUGAAAAUAAAAAGUCUAAAGUUGCCUUGUUGUCUUCACAAGCCCCGGUCGCAUCUACUUCCAAAUGUCUUUUCUGCUCUGGCGACCAUUCUACAGUUAAGUGUGUAACCUUUUCUGACAUGUCUCUGGAUGAUAGAUAUCAAGCGGCGAAGGACCGUAAAAUUUGUUUCCGAUGUUUAAAUUCUACUCAUUGGUCGAAUCGAUGUUUAGCGAAGACAUGUCCUAAGUGUAAGGGUCAUCAUCAUGUUCUUCUUCAUCGCGAUUUUGAAGCGUCACGAAAGCCGUCAUCGUCCACCGAUUCUCCAGCCGUCCACAUUGGUUCACUAGAUCGGCCAACUGUUUUACUUGGGACCGCUCUCAUACAUGUUCGUGAUUACUGCGGUCGUGCUCAACCAGUCCGCGCAUUGAUCGAUUCGGCCUCACAGGUCAGUGUCAUGACCUUGGCGUGCGCGGAUCGCCUGGGAUUAAAACGGUCCAAAUGGACAGCACCUAUAACGGGUCUUUCCGGUGUUCAAGUCCCUAAAUUGAACGGUGUGGUAAAAUGUACCAUCGCACCACGGUACGAUAAUAAUACGAAAAUCCAGGUGACAGCUUGGGUCCUGCCCACGAUAACUUCUCACAUGCCGUCUCGUCAUCUGCCCGAGCACUGUAAACACCGAUUUUCGCAUUUGGCUCUAGCUGAUCCUAGUUUUGAUCUUCCAGCACCUGUUGAAUUGUUGUUGGGAGCAGAUGUGUUCUCCCAAAUAUUAGACGGAAAACGCGUGGUCAUAGACCAUUCGUUGCCCACUGCAUUCGGCUCUUUAUUCGGGUGGAUUCUGAUUGGCCCUGUCCCUGAUCACGAGCCCGAUCGAAUCUGUUCAAAUGUUGUUUCACUCACGGUAUCACUCGAGAAUCUAGUUGAACGUUUCUGGCGUGUCGAAGAACCUGACCCUGCUGGCCUGCUCCAGUUAUGUUUACUGAUGAAGGCAAGUGUGAAACUAUCUACUUAA
This is a messenger RNA of Macrosiphum euphorbiae (potato aphid), 1989 nucleotides long. NCBI's taxonomy places the organism in Eukaryota, Metazoa, Arthropoda, Insecta, Hemiptera, Aphididae. The record is from the annotation of a GenBank genome assembly.